GCCGAGGAAUCUGAAGAAAGGGAAAGGCGGAUACAGAGGAGGAGAUUGCGAGACCACACCAAUGUAAUGGAACUACCUGAGACUGAAUUUGUUGCAAAUUUCCGAAUCAAUAAGGAAAUAUUCCAGUACAUUUUAAAUGAAUUACAAGAGCAUAUGGCUCCAUCACAUAGAAGCACCCACCUAUCGCACCAGCUGAAACUCGCGACUUUUUUAAGAUUUCUGGCCACCGGCAGUUACCAAAAAUCUGUUGGUAACGAAAAUAUUUCGUCGAUGGGGCAGUCAACUGCAGCCAAAGUGAUUAAGGAGUGCCUAAAUAUUUUUGAGGACCACUUUUGCCAGAAAUGGGUGAAUUUUAGGAGAAACAACGAUGAGGAAAAUGCUGUUAAAGAAUAUUUCUUUGAGAAAUACGGAAUACCUGGGGUCAUUGGUUGUGUUGAUGGAACACACGUUCGUAUUAAGUCGCCAGGAAGUGACAACCACCAUCUAUACCUCAACCGCAAGGGUUUUUACAGUGUUAAUGUAAUGGCGAUAUGCGAUCACAACAUGGUCAUUACAUUUGUUGACGCUAGGCAUCCAGGGGCGAAUCAUGACUCAUUUGUUUGAUUUGAACGGUGCUGGAUUUCAAUAUAACAAUGCCAUUGAUUAUAGUUUGCAUAAAUUUGUGGUUAUUGGCGCAAUGGACAAAAUAUGUCAAUAUUGUAAUGCAGUGAAAUUUAAAACUGAACCUCCUGGAA
Messenger RNA from Rhagoletis pomonella (apple maggot), 734 nucleotides. Its product is annotated as putative nuclease HARBI1. The record is from RefSeq and is a predicted model, not a curated record. Lineage: Eukaryota; Metazoa; Arthropoda; Insecta; Diptera; Tephritidae. The coding region runs from base 67 to 603 and encodes 178 amino acids. The transcript has 3 exons.